Messenger RNA from Coregonus sp. 'balchen', 12804 nucleotides. NCBI's taxonomy places the organism in Eukaryota, Metazoa, Chordata, Actinopteri, Salmoniformes, Salmonidae. The record is from the annotation of a GenBank genome assembly.
CGCCAUUGCAAGCACAACGAGUGCACAGAUGACGAACAACACACAACACUUCACAACAUGCGAUUUGGCUCGAUUGUUUGAACCAAAAUUAACCGAUAACUUUACCUGAAUGUGUUUCAACAAAAGUACCAACUUCAGCAGAUAAAAUGUCGGCUUUUAUUGUAAGUAUGUCGCUUGAUCAGUUACAUUUCUAAAGCGUCUCAAGUCGAGUCCUGAAGGCCACAUGAUGGAUGGGCAGUAUUUAUCUAGCUAAAAUAUUAGCUAGCUAGCUGAAACUGCUUCUUGCAUCCAACCCAGCGCCUGUAAAGCUAUUAAUUAACAAGCUAUUUAAACGCCAAUAGUAGAAACAAUAACAAAGCCGGGUCCCCGCCCCAGUUUCGAUUUUUUUUUUUACUGAGGGAUGGGUCUGGAGAAAUGUAACCACUCUCAAAUCCAUAGACAGCUAUGGACUGACCAUCAAUGAUAUCAAAAUGAUCGUUUUAACAAAUGUUUUGAGGCUAUAUAGUGAUUGUUUACAUUUACUUUGUUUACAAACAUUGGAGUAAAACAAGCUUAUAUUUUCAGUUCUGAUGGGGUACGAAGUUUAACUAAGCUCAUGAGGCAUUUCUAAGUUAUAUUCUGCAAGAAUCAAUGGGUACAUAUAAUUAAUUUAUGUCCAAAAAUAGAUGUAGCGAUUGCUGAUUGCCCCUUUAAUGUCCAAACAAAUGCCAUUAAGUAGUCUGCACUGUAGCUAGAUAGUUCUGUAAUGUUCAAAUGGCUAUGAUAAAAUUGUGUGUAAACUUGGACUUGAGGCCUGAGGGGAUAGGCUCAGUAGUUUAUUUCAUGCAUGGGUUGACCUUCAGUCUAACGCACCUAUUUACCACUAGUCGAAAGCAAAUAAUCUUCUAGCAGAAAUCAUAGACCGCUAGUGCACCUAACUGAACAUGAUUGUUGUCAUUCAGGUCAGUAUGUAACUAGUGAUAAAAUAAUAUAGCUACUAACUACAGUAAAUAUGUUGUUAAAAUGACAAUCAUAUAAGGAUUAACUUGCUGCAGCAACAGCUACAGUGGGGAAAAAAAGUAUUUAGUCAGCCACCAAUUGUGCAAGUUCUCCCACUUAAAAAGAUGAGAGAGGCCUGUAAUUUUCAUCAUAGGUACACGUCAACUAUGACAGACAAAAUGAGAAAAAAAAUUCCAGAAAAUCACAUUGUAGGAUUUUUAAUGAAUUUAUUUGCAAAUUAUGGUGGAAAAUAAGUAUUUGGUCAAUAACAAAAGUUUCUCAAUACUUUCUUAUAUACCCUUUGUUGGCAAUGACACAGGUCAAACGUUUUCUGUAAGUCUUCACAAGGUUUUCACACACUGUUGCUGGUAUUUUGGCCCAUUCCUCCAUGCAGAUCUCCUCUAGAGCAGUGAUGUUUUGGGGCUGUCGCUGGGCAACACGGACUUUCAACUCCCUCCAAAGAUUUUCUAUGGGGUUGAGAUCUGGAGACUCCAGGACCUUGAAAUGCUUCUUACGAAGCCACUCCUUCGUUGCCCGGGCGGUGUGUUUGGGAUCAUUGUCAUGCUGAAAGACCCAGCCACGUUUCAUCUUCAAUGCCCUUGCUGAUGGAAGGAGGUUUUCACUCAAAAUCUCACGAUACAUGGCCCCAUUCAUUUUUCCUUUACACGGAUCAGUCGUCCUGGUCCCUUUGCAGAAAAACAGCCCCAAAGAAUGAUGUUUUCACUCCCAUGCUUCACAGUAGGUAUGGUGUUCUUUGGAUGCAACUCAGCAUUCUUUGUCCUCCAAACACGACAAGUUGAGUUUUUGCCAAAAAGUUAUAUUUUGGUUUCAUCUGACCAUAUGACUUUCUCCCAAUCCUCUUCUGGAUGCACUCUAGCAAACUUCAGACGGGCCUGGACAUGUACUGGCUUAAGCAGGGGGACACGUCUAGCACUGCAGGAUUUGAGUCCCUGGUGGCGUAGUGUGUUACUGAUGGUAGGCUUUGUUACUUUGGUCCCAGCUCUCUGCAGGUCAUUCACUAGGUCCCCCCGUGUGGUUCUGGGAUUUUUGCUCACCGUUCUUGUGAUCAUUUUGACCCCACGGGGUGAGAUCUUGCGUGGAGCCCCAGAUCGAGGGAGAUUAUCAGUGGUCUUGUAUGUCUUCCAUUUCUUAAUAAUUGCUCCCACAGUUGAUUUCUUCAAACCAAGCUGCUUACCUAUUGCAGAUUCAGUCUUCCCAGCCUGGUGCAGGUCUACAAUUUUGUUUCUGGUGUCCUUUGACAGCUCUUUGGUCUUGGCCAUAGUGGAGUUUGGAGUGUGACUGUUUGAGGUUGUGGACAGGUGUCUUUUAUACUGAUAACAAGUUCAAACAGGUGCCAUUAAUACAGGUAACGAGUGGAGGACAGAGGAGCCUCUUAAAGAAGAAGUUACUGGUCUGUGAGAGCCAGAAAUCUUGCUUGUUUGUAGGUGACCAAAUACUUAUUUUCCACCAUAAUUUGCAAAUAAAUUCAUUAAAAAUCCUACAAUGUGAUUUUCUGGAUUUUCUUUUCUCAAUUUGUCUGUCAUAGUUGACGUGUACCUAUGAUGAAAAUGACAGGCCUCUCUCAUCUUUUUAAGUGGGAGAACGUGCACAAUUGGUGGCUGACUAAAUACUUUUUUUCCCCACUGUAUCCUCACAGUCUAGCCUGAAUUGACCUCCUUGCCGUGCUGUUUCAGGCCCACCCUUCGGUGCGGAUCAGGGGCACAGAGCACACCUACAACCCAGUGCUGUGUCAGGACGACAACUGCUCAGGCAAGGACAAGGGCACUCAUAUGCACUGUCCUCUCUGCACAGUGGUCGAGGCCUAUCAUGACCCUCUUAUCCUACGGGCUCACUACCGCAUUAAACAUGUUGACAAGGGCAUCGACUUUGCUGGUGAGAGGCUUUUCAACACAUACAUAAAAGUACACAUCAGAUGCUGGAUUCAGUGGUAGGAUGACUUUGCCAAAAGGUUUCAGUGAGAGAUCUUUCACUCAAAUCGGUUAGAAUUUUUAAGGAAAUAAUCAGGCAGGCUCUUUUAUCGAUUGCUAGAAAAUACAUGGGACCUACAACUUUACAGCAAGCUUUUUGUCUACCCUUCAGGCCUAAAAGUGCUUCGAUGCUGCAACCACUGUGAGAUCGUGGGCACCAUCAAAGGGGAGAAGAGGUUCAAGGGGGCCCACUGGCACUGCUACCGCUGCCGAAACGGCUUCAACCGCCGAGACGAGGCCAUCAAACACUAUAAGACCCACUUCCGGAACCCCCACACCACCUUCCAGAUACAGGUCACACAGGUAAUACCACCAAACUACUGUAAUAGAACAUACAUUCACCAUUGAACACUGAGUAUGAAGAGUAAAUAGACAGGGCCCGUAUUCUCCAUACAGUGAGGGAAAAAUGUUUUGGAUCCCCUGCUGAUUUUGUACGUUUGCCCACUGACAAAGAAAUGAUCAGUCUAUAAUUUUAAUGGUAGGUUUAUUUGAACAGUGAGAGACAGAAUAACAACAACAAAAUCCAGAGAAACGCAUGUCAAAAAUGUUAUAAAUUGAUUUGCAUUUUAAUGAGGUAAAUAAGUAUUUGACCCCCUCUCAAUCAGAAAGAUUUCUGGCUCCCAGGUGUCUUUUUAUACAGGUAACAAGCUGAGAUUAGGAGCACACUCUUAUAGGGAGUGCUCCUAAUCUCAUCUUGUUACCUGUAUAAAAGACACCUGUCCACAGAAGCAAUCAAUCAAUCAGAUUCCAAACUCUCCACCAUGGCCAAGACCAAAGAGCUCUCCAAGGAUGUCAGGGACAAGAUUGUAGACCUACACAAGGCUGGAAUGGGCUACAAGACCAUCGCCAAGCAUCUUGGCGAGAAGGUGACAACAGUUGGUGCGAUUAUUCGCAAAUGGAAGAAACACAAAAGAGCUGUCAAUCUCCCUUGGCCUGGGGCUCCAUGCAAGAUCUCACCUCGUGGAGUUGCAAUGAUCAUGAGAACGGUGAGGAAUCAGCCCAGAACUACACGGGAGGAUCUUGUCAAUGAUCUCAAGGCAGCUGGGACCAUAGUCACCAAGAAAACAAUUGGUAACACACUACGCCGUGAAGGACUGAAAUCCUGCAGCGCCCACAAGGUCCCCCUGCUCAAGAAAGCACAAAUACAUGCCCGUCUGAAGUUUGCCAAUGAAUAUCUGAAUGAUUCAGAGGAGAACUGGGUGAAAGUGUUGUGGUCAGAUGAGACCAAAAUGGAGCUCUUUGGCAUCAACUCAACUCGCCGUGUUUGUUUUUCAGGAUUUUUUUGUUGUUAUUCUGUCUCUCACUGUUCAAAUAAACCUACCAUUAAAAUUAUAGACUGAUCAUUUCUUUGUCAGUGGGCAAACGUACAAAAUCAGCAGGGGAUCAAAUACUUUUUUCCCUCGCUGUAUAUACAAAAAGAGUCUGAGUAGUAGUGCUGAUCUAGGAUCCAUUUUUGCCUUUUAAAUCAUAGUCAAUAAGAGUCCUGAAUUCUAAUAGUUGAUUAGUUCUCCUACUCUGAGAAUCUGUGAAUACGGACCCAGCCAGAUAUCUCACAAUCCCAUCCCUGUGCUUUCAGGAAGUGAACAGCCGACAGUAUUAUGACCAGAGUCCGGAAGCCCACCCUAAAGCCUAUGGAGGGCUGGAAGUGUGUAUGGGCUCUGAGGUGGAAGGGGGCGACAUGGGGACGAUCAUGGCCCAGCCAGUCGCCAACACGGAGACUCUGCUCACUGUGGAACCCAAGGUUUCAUAUAUGUCUCAUGAUUUGUGGUGGGUAAAUGUGGAGAGUAGGGAUGUAAGAAUUCACAGAUAUCAGUCUCCGGUUCAAAUGUUUAAGAUAUUUUUGCAUCGGUCCGCAGUACCCCAAACCGUUCCAAAUGUAGCAUGCAUCGGUCAGAAAAUAGAUUCAAAUGUUACGAAUUGCCGGUUCACAAUUUUGUUGUUGUUCAAAUGACUUUCUACCCUCCGAAAAUACCUCUAAUCUUUUGUGAGAACUGCGUCCUCUCCUUCAGUGUCGAGCUAAGCAUGUCAUUUGUAGCUCAAUUGGUAGAGCAUGGCGCUUGUAACGUCAGGGUAGUGGGUUCGAUCCCCGGGACCACCCAUGCGUAAAAAUGUAUGCACACAUGACUGUAAGUCGCUUUGGAUAAAAGCGUCUGCUAAAUGGCAUAUUAUUAUUAUUAUUAUUAUUAUUAUUUAUUUACAAGUCAUUUUGCAUGCAGAACAACCCCAGGCAAUAUCAGUAGCCAAGUCAAACUGCGCACUGUGUGCUGCUUUGUGCGCUGACAAACAAGAGGUAGACCUAUUGCUGAUUUGGCACAUCUGCGCAUCACCUUCAGUAUUCAAAUGUUUGUAAAAUGGCUUGCGCAAUAUUAGCCUUUAUUAGUUGAGUGACAACUAAUGUAAUUUGCUAGGUUAUUUUGAUAAAAUGUGCUGUUGAAAAUUGUGUUUAUAAAAUAAAAGUAGCCUAAGCUACCGCCAGAGACACAGCUCUCAUCUAGCUAUACAUGCUGAUCGGGGCUUACAUUAGAUGAAUUUAGAUUUUUCAGGUUCACCAUCAGUAAUAGGUUUGGUAGUUUAGCCUGAAACAAUUAGUAUAUAAGGUCGUUUUUAGAUAAACAGGGUAAAGUUGAUAAUUUCAUAACGAGGACAGCAAUCAAUUUUGCUACCCGCACUGCAUGGGCGAAGCAAGAGAAGCUCACCCUGAGUCUGUCAAAACUAAACGGUCUAAACCAUUCAAUUAUGAGGUGAAAUCCAAAGUUGUGCUAUAUAUUCAUUGGCUAUGUCAUAGCAAAUGUUUAUAGAUAAGUAUUGAUAGAUUACAACUCUAACACCUUUAAUUAGCAAAAAAUGACUAAUUAAUUAGUGAGUGAGUGGUGAUUUUAGAUCAAAAGUGUGUGUGUGUGUGUGUGUGGGGGGGGGGGGGGGUUGAUCCAGCUCAUGAGCUCCAUCAGCAGCAGAUUUGAAUUUAGAAUGGAAAAUGAAUGUGUUUAUGCAACAGUUGUUAGUGCAUCGAAUCUUAUCGCAUCGAACCUCUAAUCAAACCGAAUCACAUCAAAUCGUUUCAAAUUAAAACGUAUCAUUCCUGUAUCCGCGCCCAUGUACCUAGAUGCGUAUCAAAUCGUCUUGAAAGGGAUAGAUGCACAUCUAUAUAUAUAAGGUCGCUGGUUCUAAUCCCCGAGCCGACUAGGUGAAAAAUCUGUCGAUGUGCCAUUGAGCAAGGCACUUAACCCUAAUUGCUCCUGUAAGUCGCUCUGGAUAAGAGCGUCUGCUAAAUGACCAAUUUAUUUUAUUUUAUUUAUUUUAUAUAUAUAUAUUUUUUUUUUAUUUAAAAAAACGGAAAUAUCACAUUUACAUAAGUAUUCAAACCCUUAAAUUAGUACUUUGUUGAAGCACCUUUGGCAGCGAUUACAGCCUCAAGUCUUCUUGGGUAUGACGCUACAAGCUUGGCACACCUGUAUGUGGGGAGUUUCUCCCAUUCUUCUCUGCAGAUCCUCUCAAGCUCUGUCAGGUUGGAUGUGGAGCGUCGCUGCACAGCUAUUUUCAGGUCUCUCCAGAGAUGUUCGAUUGGGUACAAGUCCGGGCUCUGGCUGGGCCACUCAAGGACAUUCAGAGACUUGUCCCAAAGCCACUCCUGCGUUGUCUUGGCUGUGUGCUUAGGGUCGUUGUCCUGUUGGAAGGUGAACCUUCACCCCAGUCUGAGGUCCUGAGUGUUCUGGAGCAGGUUUUCAUCAAGGAUCUCUCUGUACUUUGCUCCGUUCAUCUUUCCCUCAAUCCUGACUAGUCUCCCAGUCCCUGCCGUUGAAAAACAUCCCCACAGCAUGAUGCUGCCACCACCAUGUUUCACCGUAGGGAUGGUGCACGGUUUCCUCCAGACAUGACGCUUGGCAUUCAGGCCAAAGAGUUCAAUCUUGGUUUCAUCAGACCAGAGAAUCUUGUUUCUCAUGGUCUGAGAGUCAUUUAGGUACCUUUUGGCAAACUCCAAGCGGGCUGUCAUGUGCCUUUUACUGAAGAGUGGCUUCCGUCUGGCCACUCUACCAUAAAGGCCUGAUUGGUGGAGUGCUACAGAGAUGGUUGUCCUUCUGGAAGUUUCUCCCAUCUCCACAGAGGAACUCUGGAGCUCUGUCAGAGUGACAAUCGGGUUCUUGGUCACCUUCCUGACAAAGCCAAUUCUCCACCGAUUGCUCAGUUUGGCCAGGCGGCCAGCUCUAGGAAGAGUCUUGGUGGUUCCAAACUUCUUCCAUUUAAGAAUGACGGGGGCCACUGUGUUCUUGGGGACUUUCAAUGCUGCAGACAUUUUUUGGUAACCUUCCCCAGAUCUGUGCCUCUACACAAUCCUGUCUUGGAGCUCUACAGACAAUUCCUUUGACCUCAUGGCUUGGUUUUUGCUCUGACAUGCACUGUCAACUGUGGGACCUUAUAUAGACAGGUGUGUGCCUUUCUAAAUCAUGUCCAAUCAACUGAAUUUACCACAGGUGGACUCCAAUCAAGUUGUAGAAACAUCUCAAGGAUGAUCAAUGGAAACAGGAUGCACCUGAGCUCAAUUUCGAGUCUCAUAGCAAAGGGUCUGAACACUUACGUAAAUAAAGUAUUUCAGUUUUUUAUUUUCAAUAAAUUUGCUAACAUUUCAAGAAACCUGUUUUCGCUUUGUCAUUAUGGGGUAUUGUGUGUAGAUUGAUGAGGAAAAACAUUUAUUUAAUCAAUUUUAGAAAAAGGCUGUAAUGUAACAAAAUGUGGAAAAAGUCAAGGGGUCUGAAUACUUUCCGAAUGCACUGUAUGUCAUGUUGUAUUGUGUGAUCUGUACAACAUGGCCUGUUGCUUGUGCUAUCAAAGUUUCUAUUGGUGUUGCUGAAUUUUCUAUAGCGGUAGUGUCACCGGUGUUAAAAAGGUUCAUCUGGAGCCCAUCACAGGAGGUGUAUAUGUCAAGUAACUUGUGUCUGGUCAUUGUAUGGUGAUUGGUGCCUGCUCUGGUUGAAGGACAGCAGGGUGAACAACGGGAUCCUAGUGGCGGCCGAAGAGGAGGUGGGGCUUUCCCAGCAUACCCUGGACCAGACCCAGACGCUGGUUCUCAUGGACCCAGAUGGACAGGGAGGCAACCUGAUCUACGAGGAGGCGGCCAGCAUUAUCUCUGAACAGGUAACAGCGUCUCUUUGAGUUAUCUUGCUAAUACUGUGCUUUAGUAAGUUCUCACAUUCAAUGUUUUUCUUACCAAUUUUAAUUACAUCUCUCAUCAAUCUACAUACUUUAGCUGUUAUGCAAGCAGCCUGCAUGUCCUAAUGCUAACCUCUGUUACCCCUCUACCCCCUUCAUGCCAUGAUACUAACAUUGGUGUACCUGUGGUUGUCCAUUGCAGGGCGGGGAGAGUCUGGAGCAGGCCCUACAUGUAGAGAAGCAUCUGCUGGAGCUCCACCAGCAGAACGUGACCCUGCGGCAGGAGAAGGACGCAAUGGAGAAGAGGCUAAGGGCAGAGAUCCACAGACUUAACGAACAGGUACACUAACAGCAGACUUGAGAGCUGAGAUGCAGACUCAAAGACCAAGUACACUGACCAUCACACAGUAUGGAACAGCUAAGAGAGAUGGUUAUCACAACAAGAUAGCUUUUUUUAUGUAGGAUAAGAUGAUUUGUAUGGUGAACUUUGUGUGAAGGAUAGAUAUUAGGUCAUUUUUAACAUGUUUAGUGGCAGCAGGAGAGGGGAGGCAUGGCGAGGAGACUGAGGGCAUCUCAAAGACCACCAGGUACAAAGAGAGAUGGGUAACUUGACAUGAUAGCUCUUUUUGUGGAGGAUAAACUGAUUUGUAUGAUGAACUUGUCAUAAUUUGUCUCUGUGUGAAGAAUAGAUAUGUAUUCAUUUUUAACAUGUUUAGUGGCAGGAGAGGCCGAUUGGAGAGGUGGGUGGAGGCAGAGAUGCCGAGACUCUAUGACCUGGUUCAGGAACUGGUAUUCUUGGCACCCAGAAGCAAACCCUGCGUGUGCACUGGCUGGCCAGAGACUUGAGGGCAGACACACUGACAGAAGGCUGAAGGCAGAGAUACUUACAUUUAUAGACCCCAGGCACGCAAUGUUAGUAAAUGGCAAAACACCCAUGGUUUUCAACACUCCGACUUUCCUGGCUUUGCACUGAUGUUUACGAGUGUUUAACUGGGAAAGAAAGUGUGGAAAUUAAGAGUUGUUUGAGUGGGGAGUCACUCAAUAAAUGUAGCAAAACACUCUUAGGUAUUUCAAAAACGUAUAGGCCAGAAUUAUUCAGCAAUUGUCCGGGGAAAGGAUACACAAUCUCGAUCAGCAAGUACACUGACCACAGUAUGGAGCAGCAAAGACAUGGUUAACUUAUCAGGAUAGCUCUUUUUUGUGGAGGAAACUGAUUUGUAUGUGGAUCUUCUCAAAAUGUGUAUUUGUGUGAAUGAUAGAUAGGAGUUAAAAGCGCUUACCUUAUGUCUCUUCUAGUAAAUGCACCGCCCUCCGCCCUUCCUGUAUUUUACAUUCUUGGUGGAAUGGAAAACAGACCAUUCUGAUGUGGCCGUGUUGUUGUCUCCCCUGUGCUGAGGUGCCCCCAGGUGGCCAGUGUGGUGCAGACCAACAUCAAGAUGUUUGAGGAGCUGAAGCUGUACCGCUCUGCAGAGAACAGCCAACAGAGAAUCGAUCAGCUGGUGAGUGGAUGCUUUUAACUGCUACUGUAGUGAUGAUCCUAAGUGAUUGUUGAACAGAAAUGUUUUCCCAAUCGUUUCGUUCUGAACAGAACCACUAUUUUUUUCGUUCCAUUCCACUGUCUGACCAGCAAAAUAAAGUUCUGAACUGGUUCGAAACAAAAAAAGUACCGGUUUAUAUUGUUCCUUUCUGUUCCUUUUUCAACCUGUGAAAUCAACAGUUUUUUACAUUUAGCUCAUUAAAUUACUUCACCAAUCAGUGAAGAGCAGGCAAGCUAGUUGUUUACAUGCGUGAUGGACAGACCAGUGUAAACUAUAGCACAAGAUGCAACUGAAAGUUUGCGGGUGGUGAGAGAUCGAGAGAGGGUUGAGGAGGCGGCUUGAAGUGCUGGGCAUCUUGUUAUGACAUGCAUUAUUUCAAUUAGGUCCACAGAAUUAUACCUAGAAGGAGCGGCUUUUAUGGAGGAACUUUGAAUGUCCUUUGAGCUAGCUAGCUAGCUAGCAAGCUAACAAGCUUGUGUGUGCAGAGCGGCACCAGAAUAAAAAAUACGUCUUACCUUUUUGAAGUUAAUAAAUACAAUGUGAAACGUGAUAACUAGGCCUAUGUUAUCCUUAACUAGCAUUGAACAAGUUAAUCCAUUCUUCUCUAGCUAAUUAAAAAUCUCUGCCUAUCUUCUGAAUCACGAUAGUAACGUCAGUACAGUAGCCUAUGCGUCGGAAGGGGGUGGGGCAGGUAGACAAAACACAGACACACUGGCAAAGAUUUCCAUCUUGCAGGCAGACACUGGAAUAAGUUUCUGAGUGACAGAGUGAGGGUUUGCAUAGGCGCUUUGUUGCGUUUUUUGGUGGGCCAAAACAAAAUGCCUGGAACGUAAAAUAAAGUUAUUAACCGGUUCCCAUGCUUUUAAAAUAUCGGUUCUGUUCCUGAACAGUAUGGAUCACUUUCAUUCCUGGUUCAGUUUCUGUUCCUUGAAAAUGUUCAUUAUUUUCCUGUUUUCGGUUCUGUUUCCUGUAGGGCUGACCCCAUUUAAGUCGACUGGUCGAUUGUUUGGUCGAUAGGCAGUUGGUCGACCGAGAUUUCUUUAGUCGAGCAGUAGCAAAAAAUAAUAUAUAUACAGUGCAUUUGGAAAGUAUUCAGACCGCUUGACUUUUUCCACAUUUUGUUACGUUACAACCUUAUUCUAACAUUGAUUAAAUAAAACAUUUUCCUCAUCAAUCUACACACAAUACCCCAUAAUGACAAAUGUAUUACAAAUAAAAAACAGAAAUACCUUAUUUACAUAAGUAUUCAGACCCUUUGCUAUGAGACUCGAAAUUGAGCUCAGGCGCAUCCUGUUUCCAUUGAUCAUCCUUGAGAUGUUUCUACAACUUGAUUGGAGUCCACCUGUGGUAAAUUCAAAUGAUUGGACAUGAUUUGGAAAGGCACACACCUGUCUAUUUAAGGUCCCACAGUGCAUGUCAGAGCAAAAACCAAGCCAUGAGGUCGAAGGAAUUGUCUGUAGAGCUCCGAGGGUGGAUUGUGUCGAGGCACAGAUCUGGGGAAGGGUACUAAAACAUUUCUGCAGCAUUGAAGGUCCCCAAGAACACAGUGGCCUCCGUCAUUCUUAAAUGGAAGAAGUUUGGAACCACCAAGACUCUUCCUAGAGCUGGCCGCCUGGCCAAACUGAGCAAUUGGGGGAGAAGGGCCUUGGUCAGGGAGGUGACCAAGAACCCGAUGGUCACUGACAGAGCUCCAGAGUUCCGCUGUGGAGAUGGGAGAACCUUCCAGAAGCCAACCAUCUCUGCAGCACUCCACCAAUCAGGCCUUUAUGGUAGAGUGGCCAGACGGAAGCCACUCCUCAGUAAAAGGCACAUGACAGCCCGCUUGGAGUUUGCCAAAAGGCACCUAAAGGACUCUCAGACCAUGAGAUACAAGAUCAUCUGGUCUGAUGAAAUAAUAAUAAUUACAUAACCAACAUUCUCUAGUAAUACUAAUAAGAAUAAUCUACAGUUUUUUGGCAAACUCCUAAGUCCUCUGAUAAUAUUAGUCCUGUGCGAAUCGAUUUCCCUGUGUUUUGAGAAAAAUGUCUGAGUUUGACAGGUGUUGCUCGCGGUUUGAGCAAGUAAACAAUAACUGAUUCGAUAAAUUGAACGAAGUGCUGCGCAUAGCCUAUAUAUGAAGGGCCUACAUGUAUCAACUUUAACAGUGAAUGCUUUUGUUAAUACGUUUUGUGCGAAUGAAUUGAACAUCGUCAAAUGCAUUAUUAAUAAUAUUGCGGCUAUUUAAUGCAACCCUUGCUGUUAAUAGAUCGCAAAGCAGCAUAAAACUGAGCUUAACGUUUGGAAAUGACACGUUUACGUUCUCAUUCAUAGCCUAACAACUCAUCAAGUGCAAGUGCGCUGUUUAGCUCUUCUACUGCGGAUCGCUAAAAUAUCCUAAUGAUUAUGAUCACAGUUCCUCAAUUCAAAUAUUAUGGCGACACUAUACCAAAAAUGGUUGGCAUGGUUUAGAAACGUGGGAACCAAGCUUGAGUUAUCAGUGUAGCCCUGUUAUUGCCUGGACUUGUUGAAAUAUCUUCAUGCCUAGAAAAAAAACUGUCAAUUUAUUGAGAGAAAAAAAAUUACAGGGGGCACUUUGGAAAAAACGAAUCCCCUCUGAAUCCUCCUCUGGAAUAAUGGACAUUCUGGGGUAAUAAUUACAUAAUAAACGUUCUCUAGUAAUAGUAGUCGUUUCUGUUUGGCAGGUUAAGAGUCUGGAGGUGCAACACCGCACUCUCAUCCACACCCAGCUAGCCUCUCUGAGGACAGAACUUCUGCGCCAGGCUGAGAGAACAGCGCCUGUCAACGGCCACACAGAGCUCACAGUCAGCCUGGUUGGUGAGAGAGCCACUCACCCCGGGGAGAUGGCCCUCUUUGAGGAGGAACAGACUGAAACAAGGGUAGAGAGGGAGGAAGAAGCAUUGACCAUGGUGGUGGUUCAGAUGGGCCCUGACCCAGGGGACUUGGUACCAAUAUCAGGUGAUGUAUGUUUGGUGGCUGGGAAGGAUGAGGAAUCAUCGGUCCCUGAGCUGGACAGUGUUGACUCUGGGGCAGAGGCCUUCAAGAAUGCUACAGAACCCCUUGAAUACAAAGAGGGGGAGGAGCAAUCGUCGUCAAGGAAGCGCAGCCCCAAAGAGGAACCCGGGGGGGAGAGUGAAGCCAAACAGCAACGCAUCUGU